AGUUGCAGAGCCUGAGUCAACACGUUGCAGGAGCUAGUGGUGCGAACAAUUGUUCGGAGCAUGGCCUGGUGGUAAAUACUUCUGGAACAACCGCUACGGCCGACCAGCAAGCGGGCGCCGGAGGACAUCAGCAGCAGAUUGGGAGUAGUAGCAAGAUGGAACAACAACUACCAGGCGCUAACCAGCAACAGUCCGCGCUACAGCAUGUUGCUGGGAAUGAUCAGCAGCAAGAUAAUAUGGAUCAGAUGCACCAAAGUGGCGAACAGAUGCAGAUCAACGCAAACAGCAACACGCAGCAAGAACAGAAUCCUAUGGCGCCGGGUGCAGCAGGAGACAACUACCUGAACCAAAAUUUGCAAAACGCGGAGCACAUGACCAAUACGCAGAGCAUGCAGCAAGGUCAGCACCAGCAGCAGAACAACAACCUGGUUAGUCAGCAGCCAGAAUUGCCUCCCGUGAUGCUGCCCAGCACGACGAACCAGAGUGUGAACACGGUGCAGCAGAUGAACCAAAACUACAACGCAGGCGACCACGCAAAUGCAAAUCACGCAGCGUUUCAGAUGCACAUGGGCAACACAUCCAUGGGUAGUACCCAGCAGCAUAAUAUGCAAAUGGGGCAAAAUGUAAAUUUCCAGUACGGUGGAAAUAAUGGAAUGAUGAUGGAUCACCAGCAAAUAAAUGCAAUGACCCUGCAGAAUCAGUACAACGGCGCACAAAAUCCUAUCAACAUGCUUGGCCCGGCACAGAUGAUGCAACAACAUCAGGGUCAUAUCAUGCACAACCCGAUGGCAGCCGCCGCCCCAGCUGCUAUGCCGCUCGUUGCAGCUGCUACGCCCCAACAGUACCCGCACCAAAACUUCCUCGGCAGCAUGGCUUCUACAGCCAUUCCCGCGAUGCAACUCCCGGCCCUGCCGAGCACGCUGCCAGCCCCAACGACGUCGGCGGUGCAGCAGCAACUACUCGCGAACAGUGGUGUAGCAAAUGCCGGUUCUUUCGUGGACCCGAACAAUUUUUGCCAGAUGGCCGCAGCGAGCAAUUUAAACUUGAUGUCUAAUUUUAACAACAUCAUGAAUUCCUUUCUCUAUCCCGGUUUACAACCCGGAGCCACGCUUGGUUUUGUCCCCGGAACAGCUGCUGCAACGGCUGCGCAGGACUUGCUGGCGUUCCCCGGUACGGCUGGUGCAAUGGCGAAUGGCGGGGCGAUG
Molecule: messenger RNA, 1205 nt
Organism: Amoebophrya sp. A120
Lineage: Eukaryota; Dinophyceae; Syndiniales; Amoebophryaceae
Source: the annotation of a GenBank genome assembly